Messenger RNA from Microdochium trichocladiopsis, 1313 nucleotides. RefSeq lists its product as uncharacterized. The coding region runs from base 474 to 881 and encodes 135 amino acids. The record is from RefSeq and is a predicted model, not a curated record. Lineage: Eukaryota; Fungi; Ascomycota; Sordariomycetes; Xylariales; Microdochiaceae. The transcript has a single exon.
GGCAACUCCUCAAGGACAUCGCCUUGCGUGAGCUACCGCAGCGUACUUGCGAACAGUUUGCACUGUAUGAUGAGGCGCCACUGGAUCGCUUUGCGCACGUUGUACUUGAACAACUUGGUGAUCGAGCUGUACAUGUUCCCAGGCUCAUCACCUCCGAGGCUGGCAAGUACGGAACCAUUGAGCCCGUAUAUCAUUCAUGCCGAGGAGUCCUCUUGGCGGAUGUUUUAUUCUCAACAGGAUUCCGCGACGUGGAAGCACCCAAUCAGCGCGGGUUGACCCCACUGGAGCUGUUCGUUUCAGAGGGCUCGCGGUGGGACAUCCUGCAAUGGCACCUACAACACACUCUCUCGCUCACACAAACCCUGACCGCCGUCACAUGGCCCUCAGGCGCUACUCUUGCUCAUCGAAUACUUCGCCAAGCGGCUAAUUAUAAUGUUUGGCUUCUUGAGAACUCACAGCCAGCACUUGCUGUUAUGCGAACCGUGUUAUCUUCCAUCUCAGUACAGGACACGGCGAUAUGCGAAUACUCACCCGGCGGGCGUACGCCCUUGACUCACUACCUCCUCGCCAGAUUCGGAUCCAGGCACUGCAACGCGAUGGAACUCACAAAUUUCCUCCUUGAGUUCCUGGGGAACUUUGCUCACGUCCUAAGCCUCGAACAGUACCAGGCUGUCUUUCGGUUCUUGACCUUUGAGGCAUUAUCGAUGACUCAUACCUGCGGUCCAUUACCACCUCAGUAUUUCGUACAAUUGACUACGAAGACGGGAACAGCGAUGCAAACUCUUUCCAUGCCGACCCUUUUGAUGAAAACGAUGAUGUGCUGCUCGGAAAGCUUCGUGAGAUCAUGGGCUGGGCCGAAACACUGCUCGAGGAGACGCUAACCUCGGUACCGAUCCGCAAUGAACAUAAUCGCUAUCCUGACUACUCGUCAGCCAGCGACCGUCAAUCUCGGGACGGCAAUCGCCAUCAAGCUUGGAGCAGAAUCUCAGACGUUUUACAGGAGGCUUGGUUUCAGAAGAUUAGCGCGUGCCUUGAAGAACUCCACCAACAAGACGUUGAAGCAAACUCCAAAGAACGCGCGGCGGACUUGGGAGUGGUCUGGCGUGAGCAAAGUAUUGCUGAAUCAGAAUCGUCGAGUGAGUCGGAAUGGGGAUAUACUGUAGAAGAAGUGUUCCGUGCGAUGGAACAGAUUUGCGCUAGCGAUUAGUACGCUGGUUCUUGGUACAGUCGGCUUUCUGUGUCUGGAUCGCCUCGCCAUACCAUACUGCUCAAACGUAUGUCGCAUGGAAAAAUAUCAAUUUCCUUCUUUCUAG